AUAAAUAUGUUUAAACUAAACUAAACGUCUUUAUAAUAUUGGAUAAAUGAAACAAAAACAACCAGGAACGGAACAAGUGCAUCUGUAUACAUGCAAUUAAUCAAACGGACUUAUUUGCGAUGUGAAAUCAAGAUGGUUAACCAACUUCGAUCAACGGGAGGAAUUUCAUUAUUGCCAAAAUAUACCAUUUUUUUCUCGCAUUUAUUUCCAGAAUUGUAUAAACCCGGUAAACAUUCUAACAAAGCGCCGAGUUCCGGGCGUAUCCACAGCUGAAUUAGCUCAAAUGUACUGAACUCACCGACAUGCUAGGAAUUAUAUAAACAAACAUGUUCUGAGAAAUAGAGAACAAACCAGAUGCCCGCUAGGUUAUAGAGGGAAGCCAAGUUUACAUUCAAUUAACUGCUAGAACUUCUUUGAUUUAGUUUAUUUUCGACCGCAAUUCAUGAGAACCAUGUUGGAACAAAUCGGAAUAAGACUUUGGUUCUGUGUUUUUCUAGCCACUAGCGUGUGGGCGGCUCCAGGCGCUGAGCGACAGAAGCGGUCCCGAACGUGCUUCGGAGAGCUGGGCUGCUUUGCCAACCUGCCGCCAUUCAACAACACAGACGGUCUGUUGCCUCAGAGCCCGGACACCAUACAGACCACGUUCAGGUUGUUCACAACUACAUGCAAGCGCCCCCGGGUCCUGACGCAAGGUGACGCCUCCCCGUACACGGACUGCGGGUUCGACCCUACACUUCCGGUGAAGUUUAUCGUGCACGGGUUCCUGCAGCACGGACAGGUGGCCUGGGUCCGCGACAUGACGAAUGCACUCCUUCGAAAGGAACCGAUGUCCGUUGUGACGGUGGACUGGGGCUCAGGUUCUGGUUUCCCUUACUCGCAGGCGGCCGCCAACACGCGCGUGGUCGGGACAGAACUGGGAACCCUCAUCUCCACCUUGCGGUCCGAGCGGGGGGUACGUGCCGACAAGAUCCAUAUUAUAGGUCACAGUCUGGGCGCGCACAUCGCUGGCUACGCUGGGAACGUAAGCCCGGGCAUCGCCAGAAUCACGGGACUUGACCCCGCGGAGCCCGACUUUUCGGACACAGACCUGGCCGUCCACCUCGAUAAGACGGACGCGCUGUUUGUUGAUAUCAUCCACUCCGACGGCGCAGAGUUCGACUACGUCACAGGUUUUGGGUGGAUCGCAGCUGUCGGCCAUAUCGACUUCUACCCGAACGGUGGCAUGAACCAGCCGGGCUGUCCGCAAGAGAGCGUUUCCAACAUCAUGUCCGCCGCCUAUAACCACGGCAUCGAAGACGCGGAGGACACCCUGUCCUGCAGCCACAGCCGCUCCAUCUACCUGUUCACUGAGUCCAUCCUCUCAACCUGCCCCUUCUUCGGCCACCCUUGCUCAAGUCUAGAGGCCCUGGACAAGAACGCGGAGAGCUGCCUACGGUGCCCCCGGGGAAACUGUCCACAAAUGGGAUACGAUGCUGAUAAGACAGGACUCAGUGGAAAGUUCUACCUGCGGACCCGAGGGAGCGCCCCGUUUUGCGGCGAGAGUCAGCACGUGACGGUGGAGUUCGGGAGCAUGGAUACAACUUCCGGCCAGGUGCGCGUGGAGCUCGUGGGCGAGGACCUUUCCUCUGACGCCGUACACAUCAACAGCAACAAUGAUCCAUUCAAAUCCGGCGAUCGUCGUCACGUCCUUGUCGUGGACCGAGAGCGUGUGAGUGACGUCACACAGGUGCGCGUGACGUAUGCACGUCCCUCUAGCCAGUCGUGGUGGUGGUGGCACGGCAGCGUCACCACCUACUCCGUCUCUAUUUUCUCGGUAACGGUCACCAACGCGGAAGACGGACUCAGCGUCCAUUUCUGUGGCGACUACCGGACGGUCACCAAUGGUAACACGAUUACGUUGAGCCGCGGGACCACGGACCCUAACGCCUGUCUCGUGCCCCAGUCGAACGUUCACCGCGCAGAUCCACUUGUCGCCAGGCACCAAAUCGUCUAGACGAAUACAAACCUGCGGCUGUUACAUAUAUGUCUAAAAUAACAAUACAACAUCAUAUUACACCCAGUCACUACGUCAACUUCUAAAUAGAAGACUACGUACAAAACAGUCUGAACUCCAAAUGAUUUGAACUAUCAGGAGCUAGUCUGUUUUGCGCUUAGCCCCCAAAAAGUGAAAAUAAAUAUACAAAUGUACUUAUAUAUGAGUUUAAUAAAAUGUUUUUGAAGA
This is a messenger RNA of Mya arenaria, 2221 nucleotides long. RefSeq names its product pancreatic triacylglycerol lipase-like. Gene Ontology annotation, biological process: lipid metabolic process. The record is from RefSeq and is a predicted model, not a curated record. Bases 443 to 1993 code for a protein of 516 amino acids. Gene Ontology annotation, molecular function: triacylglycerol lipase activity; protein binding. Lineage: Eukaryota; Metazoa; Mollusca; Bivalvia; Myida; Myidae. The transcript has 11 exons.